UUAGUACACUUAAGAAAAUUUGCCCUAUAUACAAAUGCACGUUUGCAAUUUAACAUUUGUAUAUAUUUCAGAGAAUUCAAGGCGAAUCAAAGUUUGUCAUCAGCGAUGUGUCUGCUAUAAUUGCGACUUAAUGCAGGAAAUAAGAAAGUCGUCAAUAAUUAUACAUAAUGGUGUCAACCAUAUAAUAAAUUACCUCGAAUCGGGACAUGAAGUCAGAUCAAAUUUAGCAUCUGACACAACAAGUCACGAAACUCUGCCGAAGCAACCUUUAAAAUCACAAAGGAAAGUAAGCCGACGGGGUGGAAAGGAUUUUGCAGCAGCCUGUAGAGCAGUAAUGUCACUUAUUAUGACAGAUACCUUAGCAAGGGAGUAUUCGUGGAAAGGCGUGAAAGGAAACAGAAAAUUUGAAGACAAAAAUAUAGCAGCAACUGUUAUAGGAGAAAUUCUGAAAAGUUUUCCAACAACCACGGAAAGUGCGAUUGAAGGAGUUAUUGCGGAUUGGUUCAGGAGGACUGGAGAUCGAAUUAAACGAAACAUUUCAAAAGGUGGACGUGCUUAAUAACUGGACGAAAC
Molecule: messenger RNA, 573 nt
Organism: Leptopilina heterotoma
Lineage: Eukaryota; Metazoa; Arthropoda; Insecta; Hymenoptera; Figitidae
Exons: 4
Coding region: 35-559 (174 amino acids)
Source: RefSeq, a predicted model, not a curated record